Messenger RNA from Rodentolepis nana, 699 nucleotides. NCBI's taxonomy places the organism in Eukaryota, Metazoa, Platyhelminthes, Cestoda, Cyclophyllidea, Hymenolepididae. The record is from the annotation of a GenBank genome assembly.
AUGAGUUAUUACUCUCGGGUUGUACUUCUGGAUGUAAAAGCUAAAAUUAAGCCAAACGUUGGAAUCUCCUUACUGCCAGCUCAGCCGACCUCACAACCUCCUAUAGUCACUAGUGAGACAAUUAUCAGCAAUAAAACCAUCACCACCACUAGCAUUCCUCAAAAGCCCCCUCCUUCCUCUCCUGUUUCCAUUUCUUCCACUCCAGUCUCAUCAACAGCAGUUGCUCUUCCACCACCUCCUCCCCCUCCCCCGGUGCUACCAAUCGGUGCGACGAACUUGAAGCCCACUUUGGCUCCGGCUCUUCUUCCUUCCUCAACAUCACUUCCCCUUCUGGCCAAAUCCAAAAUUUAUGGCUCUGCUGAGGAGGGAAAUACUUCAAUUAUCUCCGUCCAGAAUGCGGUUUUGCCUGCUUCCACCACUACUACUACUACUUCUGUGAGUAUGAGAAGAAGGCAUCAGUGCCCCUAUUGCACUAAGAGUUGUGAACGGAAGGAUAAUCUCCAGGCGCAUAUUAGAACACAUACUGGUGAGCGGCCAUUCCCUUGUCGAUUUUGUCCAAAAGCCUUUCCACAGAAGGACCACCUUCGCGCCCAUAUCCGGACUCACACUGGAGAGAAACCCUACCGGUGCCCUCAGUGUGCCAAGGCGUUUGCUCAAUUGGGUAAUCUCCAUCGUCAUGUCAAGACACAUCGUCAGUAG